ACCAAAAAAUUGUGUAUACAUCCGCUGUCAAGGUUGAUCCUUCAACGUCUUAUUGUGAUUUUUUUUAUCAGAAAUGAUGACAGAUUUAGUGAAAAUCGUUACUUACGAUGACUCUUCCAUCCAGACGAUGAAAUUUCCUCAGAAAUUGUGGAAAAUCGUCAACGAUUGCGAGAGUGGUGCCAUCCUCUGGAGUUGCAACGGUCGCUCCAUCCUCCUCGAGUACACACUAUUCCAGGACGAAUAUUUGACACCAAAAACCUCGAUUUUUAAGACCACGAAUAUCACCAGUUUUAUCAGACAGCUCAAUUUAUACGGCUUCCGAAAAGUAACUUCUCAUCAUCGCGAUCCUGUCUGCAAUUCUCAGAAUCCGGAUAUGCACGAGUUUCUACACGAGAACUUCCGGUCUGAUCGGCCUGACCUUUUGCCAAAAGUUUGUCGAAAAAUGAAUGUCAAGAAAGAGGCCCAGAAAGAGGAUCCAGAUUCGAUCUUUAACCAUUCGGAUGAAUUUGAUUUCCCUCGCAAAGGAGAAGAAAUGACACGACUCCAAAUGUGUCAGUUUGCACUGAAAAGAGCCCUGGAGCAAGCCCUGUUUCAAUACAAACAACAACAAAAAAAGAUCAGACAAGCUAAAGAAAAUGAAAAAUGUUCUGCCGACGAGGAAAAUUCCACAGACACAGCAGUAUUGACAUUCGAAAUUGAAGCGCUCGAAGAAUCGCAAGAAAAAAGUUCCAGUGAAUCUGAAACUCAAGAAAGUAUCGAAAAUGUAAUUUACGAAGUUCCUGAAUAUCAGUUUCUCGUCCCAGUUCCAGUCAAGACAUCAGCAAGACGUUUUCAUCCCUACUUUUUAAAUAGAAAUUUAUAAUUUAAAAUAAUAAUAUCAGUACUAAAAAUUAAUAAUAAUAAGUUCAAAGAACUAUACACCUCUAUAUAAUACAUAUUUUUGUCAUAGUCAAUGAAGUAAAAUAUGACCUUUAAUUUAUAUUAAUUGUGUAAAAAAAAUAGAUUUCAUUUAUU
This is a messenger RNA of Belonocnema kinseyi, 1014 nucleotides long. Its product is annotated as heat shock transcription factor, Y-linked-like. NCBI's taxonomy places the organism in Eukaryota, Metazoa, Arthropoda, Insecta, Hymenoptera, Cynipidae. Gene Ontology annotation, biological process: regulation of DNA-templated transcription. The record is from RefSeq and is a predicted model, not a curated record. Bases 74 to 862 code for a protein of 262 amino acids. Gene Ontology annotation, molecular function: sequence-specific DNA binding; DNA-binding transcription factor activity. The transcript has 3 exons.